Schistocerca americana (American grasshopper) is the source of this 3603-nucleotide messenger RNA. RefSeq names its product flocculation protein FLO11-like. The transcript is spliced from 7 exons. Gene Ontology annotation, molecular function: RNA polymerase II cis-regulatory region sequence-specific DNA binding; DNA-binding transcription factor activity, RNA polymerase II-specific. Gene Ontology annotation, cellular component: nucleus. Lineage: Eukaryota; Metazoa; Arthropoda; Insecta; Orthoptera; Acrididae. The record is from RefSeq and is a predicted model, not a curated record. Gene Ontology annotation, biological process: regulation of transcription by RNA polymerase II. Bases 1062 to 3341 code for a protein of 759 amino acids.
GCGGCGCCACAGAUAACCCGUGGGCCGGCCACAGUCUCGCAGACACCGGUCUGGGCUACAGCUGGUCCAGUGUCACUACUCUGCUCUCCGGGGAAUCCAGCGUCUCUGCAGGUUGUAUAACCUUUUACGCCAUCACCUUCCACUAACUACAACAAGAGACGAGAACUCAACACAACACAGUUAUCGGGCCUCCGACUAUCAGGAAAACUCCUCAGAUAUAGCAGAGUCCUAGAGUCAUAGGAUAACAGAAAGGACGUGGAGGCUACUGUUUGAGACAAUCAACGGUGAGUGUCACAGACUGAGUGAUUAGAGGCAGAAAAUUUGGGACAUAUCGAGUGACUGACGUAUGUGAAAACUGCUUUCUGCUGCAAAGAUACUGAAAAAGCUCUUGGAGUUACAGUGUAUCAACAGGUUCCCGUCGCUACUCUGAAACAAUUUGUCAGUUUGCAACAAGACGACAAGCUCUGGUUGGGUGUGUAGUGAACACACAGAGUAUUUGCUUGUGUGUAAAAAUACACCCAACAACAACGCUGAGAGAUCAAAUUUAAGCAGUGUGGUAUUCCUUACAUUAUUUCCUCGUACCUUGCACGUCACCGGAAGUACUCAACUGACAGUGCCGAAUGGAAAUAUACAGCUAACAACGAAUCAAUUGAGUAUAAUCAACUGGGCACUCCUUCGAUUACUUCUGCAUCCUUAAUCAUUUACAGGGGAAGUACCGAGCUGAGAUUUUUUAGAUAUCAAGGAAGAACCAGCAGUUCUGGAAAGGAGGAUCAGCUUUAUCCUUAGCAAAGAUCAAGGGUGCUUGGAAUUCGAUUUGUUAUCUGGGCUGUUUCCAAGUGGGUAGGUGGCAUCAGUUUUCAUACAUAUACCAGUAGAGGUUCAUAUCUUGGGACACUUAGUCUUGUUCAGAGUCAGCAGGACUGCAUUGUGAAGCUGUCGUUAGGGCUGUGUUCUCCACGUGUGGUCUCCUUCAGCUGGACUAAUGCCAGACGAUAACUGAAUCAGGUGGCAGGUGGUCUCCAGAUUGUGGGACAUCAGUCGUCAGUGCGACGUAGUGAACUAUGGGGGACUUCAUGGUGCAGUGUGAGAUGUACCACCAGCGGCCACUGCAAACUGGAGAAAUACUGUGGGGGUCGUCUGGAGAUCAGCUGCAGACUCCAGUUCCAGUCGGCGAGCUCUCAGAGGCUCCACCAUCCAGCAGCCUCAGCCAACCGGUGACCUCCUCGGAGCUCAGCGCCAUAGAGCUGAUGCCCAAGAGGGACUGUGACCCCAUAGCGGGCUACGAGACACCAGUGACCACACCCGAUGCCAACAGCAGCUCGCCCGAUGCUCUCAGGUUCAACCAGGGCAGCUCGUCGGCGUACUGGUCACAGGAGGGGCCGGCGUCCCCGGCAUCGGUGAGCACCGUCACCCUGGGUUCGCCGAGCAUCGAUCACCUGUACCUCGGCAUCGGAGCCCCCACUACGCUGCUGCCGCCUUUUGCGGAUCCACAGGACUGCUUCGGCAACGCCGGAGACUUCCUGUACGGAGCGGCGAUGGCAGAGGCCGGCGUCACGAUCCCGGACAAUCAGUUCGAACCACCCACUCGAGACGCAUCUUCUGCUGGAGCUUUUGUCAUGGACAAGUUCCUGUCUGCAGGUGACCAAUCCAAUAGUGGACAGGAGGAGGCCCAGCACACAGGGACCCUGGCAGCACUCCACUCCGCUGGGAGGUCCACCUCCCUGACCGACGUCCGGAUGGCCGACAGCGGAGGGUCGUUGCCCAGCAGUCCACCUCCGCCAUCGGUCUUGACCGCCACCGGCAGGUCCCACUCGGUCACGGACGUCUCCUGCGGGAGGGGCGACAGAGGAACCGUGCUCGGCGGCCAACUGGGCGCCCUCGGCGUCAAGAGGCCGACGUCUGCGACUCCAGGAUUCCAGCACGGAGGCCUGGGGACGGUCCAGAGGUCGUCGUCACUCUGUGCGGAGGGAGGGCAGGAGCCGUUGAGGGUCACCGCCAUACAGAGGUCCAUGUCUCUGGCUCUGGACGAGAGACCUAGGUUGAGCCCACUGGUACGGGGAGAUCUCCAGACUCUAGGAUCACCAUCGACUCCUAUGGAAACUGAUGGCACCUCCUCCAACAGUCUGGCCGGAUUCCUGGAUGCUCAUUCGCGGACACACGGACACACCCCAUCCAACAGCAGCGUCACCAGUUCGUCAGCUCCCUGCACACCGUCCUGUGACAGCCCAGUCUUCCAAAGCAGUCCAUUCUUCAGUGCCAACGAGUACCAGCAUCGCACAGAAAGGACGUCUGAACCCGUAACUGUCAGCAGUGGGGUUGGGUACUCAGAGUUUUCCACCAGCACGGCACUGCCCGUGCCUCAAACGUCUCCCAACAUGCACGCACCCCCCACUUUCACUUUUCUGACUGGAGAACCAGUGGCACCGCAACCAUCACCACAGAACAGCAUAUUGUCUGGAAGCUAUCCCCAGAGUGUGACCAAUCUCCAAGCGAGGGCACCCCAGCCCCAGCACGUCCCCUGCAUCGUGGGGCACCAUCCAGUGGGACCGCCCGCAAACCAGAGCCACCAGGUGACGAACCCGAGCCGUGCGGUCACUCCCGGAGGGUCACCUUUGGCGCUACGGCCCCCACCCCCUGGUCCCAGGUAUUUCGACAGAGCAGAUGACGACAUUCCAGGUCUCCCCAUCCCCCAAACGAGUGCAGUGAAGGACUACUGGAGGGCCCCGUAUUGGGUCGGUGACCACCAACAGGGCAGUCACGGCCCAGGGUACUAUCAUAAUGGCACCGACCGUUACGGACAAAAUCAGUGUUGCCAGGGCUGUGAUGGAGUGCCGGCACAAAGCCACGUCUACGACCAGCACCAGUGGCUGCAGAUGCAACAACAAAGGGCUGCAGCUUGUCAACCACCUCUUCCAGUCACAGGUGGAGACAGACAGAACGCGGCAGCGCCGUCGACGACGACGACGCAGACGUCGACGGGCAAGUCGCGGAAGGAGCGAACGGCGUUCACCAAGUCGCAGAUCCGGCAGUUGGAGGAGGAGUUCUGCCGCUCCAACUACCUCACCAGGCUGCGCCGCUACGAGAUCGCCAUCCUACUGGACCUCAGCGAGCGGCAGGUGAAGGUGUGGUUCCAGAAUCGCCGUAUGAAAUGGAAGCGCACGAAAGGCGUGGCAGGAAGUGGUAGCCGGAAAGAGAAACGUGAACAGAAGCAGCAGCAGCAGCAACAGCAACAUCAUCAACAACAACAACAACAGCAACAACAACAGCAGCAGCAGCAGCAGCAACAACAAAACCAACAGCAGAAGCAUACUAUCAGCUGGCCGAUACAGCUACACCCGUGACGACGACGACAACAAUACAACAACAAUGUUAAUACAUUUUCUACCAGUACCUGACUAGCAAGUGAACUUUAAGGACAGUUUUGCAUUCUGUGGAUACCGGACGAAACACACUAUUGUUACCAUAUUUGAUCCCAGUGUGCUUUGUGUCAUGCGCUACGCUUGUGUACUCUCUGUGAGAACAAACAUGCAUUCGUGUGUCCCAGCUGUGGUCCAUAUCUGUGUUCAUAUGUGCGCUACAAUAAAAAUCCAAUGUCGGUCUGCA